This is a messenger RNA of Alosa alosa (allis shad), 1712 nucleotides long. It is a transcript of the gene and3, whose product is annotated as actinodin3. The record is from RefSeq and is a predicted model, not a curated record. The transcript has 5 exons. NCBI's taxonomy places the organism in Eukaryota, Metazoa, Chordata, Actinopteri, Clupeiformes, Clupeidae. The coding region runs from base 56 to 1111 and encodes 351 amino acids.
CUGUCAUUGAACCUGGACUGGUGAAUUCUGCAGGUAAAGUGUCCGUCCUCAGACUAUGAUGAUGACUUCCCGGGGUUGUUGCACGGUGGUGCUGCUUUCCCUGGUGCUGCUGCCAGUUUUACUGGAAGCCACCUCUUUGUCCAAGAUCCUCAAUAAGAGAGCUGUGGACGGUCUCAGCAUUGACUCUGUCAAAGCAAAUGACUUCCUGUCCAGCCCCCGACUUAGACGUGCUGCUGACCCCAAGUGGUAUCGCAAAACCCCGGACUUCCAGUCCUACUACCGCUACUAUAACAGCAUAGGCCACUAUGAGGGGCUGUAUGAGAUUGACAAGAUCAGAAUCCUGUAUCAGCAGAUGCGUCACCUUGAACUGGAACACGGGCCUGACGCUUCUAAGUACCAGAACCUCCUGGGUGUUAAAGCAACACCCCCUCCCCCCACCCUUGCUCCCACUCCUCCCCCUCCCCCCACCACCAUGCCACCGCCAACCCCGGCGCCCUACUCCAACGCCCCAGUCAUGUACCUCUGCAACCCCAAGGACCCUCUCUGCAAACCCAACAUUGUGUACAUGCCCAUGGGCGCUGUGCCCAUUCUGUGUGACCCCCGCCACCACCCAGCCUGCAAGCCCACCAUAGUGGAGGGUGCCUUGGAAGCUGACGUCCCAGCCGCCCCUGUGGCGCCUAAAGUCCCUGAAGUCCUGGAGGACUCCGAGGAGGAGCCCGCCGCCCCCGCGCCCCAAAAGUCUGACACCCCCCUAGCCCCACCAGCCUUGAUCUUCAAAGGCAUGGAGUAUGACUGUGACCCCUACUGGGACCCCGACUGCCUGAUCGAUAACCCACCCCGGCCCAUCCUGGAGAAAGCCGAGGCGGCCCCGCCUCCCCCAGUUACAAAGGCCCCCCCACCUCCGCCCACUCCCAGUGUCUCAAAGGAAGAGGAAGAGGAGGAGGAGGAGGAGAAAGUGGAAGAGGAAGUGGAUGAGGAGGAAGUAACAGCUCCAGCUCCACUCACAAAUGAUAGUCCGCCCCAAGCUGAGCCACUCUUUGACCCUUAUGAUUACCACCGUGAACUCUUCAAUCCAUACCUCUACUCUCAAGACGAUACUGAAGACAAGUAGAAGACCUGACAGACUGUAAAGGGGUAUGCAGUGUUUGACAAUAUUUGAGUAUUCUUUCAUGCACAGGGAAUAGGAUGCAAUAAAGGAUUUGCAAUAAAGAUGGUGACAUAUGUAGUCAGUGAGGAGGAUUGCUCGAUCUCGCUUAAGGAGAUUAAUUAUCACCUUAUUAAACAAACAGCCUACCUGAAUCUCAGUUUCCAUAAAAAAAAUCCCCUUUUGAAUAAAACUCUCUCUCAGUAUGCAAUGCUGAGUCAAGACCUAACAGAUAAUCAACACGGACCAUUCCAUGUCAAUGCACAAAGGAAGAGCAUUGAUUCACAAAAAUAAGCACGUAUGGCACUUCUUUGUAGUGUUGUAGACAAUUAGCUUAUUGCUGCAUUAUCUGGUUUUAUAGUCUUCAAAUUGGACACACCCUAUACUUGCUGUUGUCAUUGCUAUGACAAAGAUUGCCCUCUAGAUCAAACAAGCUGAACUGUGAAAAUAUGAGUUAAUACAAAUAAAGUGACUUUAAUCUGAAAAUGAAGUGACUUAGUUUUUCAUAUUGGAGUAAUUUGCAAGUGCUUGUAAACACAAAAUGAAUAAACUGAUGCCAUCAGCGCUG